Racocetra persica is the source of this 346-nucleotide messenger RNA. Lineage: Eukaryota; Fungi; Glomeromycota; Glomeromycetes; Diversisporales; Gigasporaceae. The record is from the annotation of a GenBank genome assembly.
GGCCAACUGCUAAACCACAACUCCCACCUUCCUUUGAAGAAGAUGAAACAAAUUCAACCGAAAAAGUUGUGAAAAUGCUGUCUAAAGCCGAAGAAUGUUUCGAGACGCAAAAAUAUAAAGAAUAUGUUGAAUUACUUGAGCAAGCAGUUCAACUUGGUUCAGCAAAAGCCGCAGCCAAGCUUGCUUUAGUUCAUCACACCGGUCUGAAGUCUGUUGUUUUACAAGACUAUGCUAUCGCUUGUUCCUACUAUUUCUGCGCUUUGAAAUUUUUAUACAUUAUGCCUUCUAAUCAAUGGGAAAUGGAAUUAUUAUUGAGCAUAAUCGCGGGCUUGUCUGAUAUCUAUAG